GAGAUCAUCGAUCUGACCUGCGAGGACACGAGCACAGACCCAGCGCCGUGGAGCAGCCUCACCAUUAUCGACCUGACAGAGGACACAUGCAGCCCGUCCCGAAGCCCUCCCCACGCUGCUGGCUGGGCUGAUCAGGACCCCAGGCAGGUGCCUGCUACCCCAGCAGCACACAUGUCCCAUCCCCGGCUCUGCUCCACCACAACACAAGAAACGGAGGCGGUGGCGGGGCCAAGCCCUGCAGCACCCUGGCACAGCACUCCCUCGGAGCCCGAUGCCACCACAGACACAGCAGAAAGUGCGGAAAACUGGAGCCGCCUCUCUCCCACCUCCAGCCGCCACAGCUCCUCCUGCAGCCCAGAGCAGAACUGCAGCACCACCACUUUUAACAGUGACUUGGGCUCGCUGGCCAGCAUGCAGCUGGACUCGGACCUGCUGUCCCUGUCCCCCUCCAGCCUGGACAGCAGCAGCAGCUGGAGAGCCGGUGGCCCAGAGGAAGAGACUCCCCACCUCUGCCAGAAAAGGGAGCUGCCCCCGAGGCUGAGCCCUGUCCCAGCCAUCCCCACAACCCCAGGGAAGGCCCAAGGGCCUUUGCUGAAAGCGAGUGACUUACCGCCACACAAAGCAAUCCAGCAAGUGACCUCAGCCAGGACCAAGGCUGACAGCAAGGCCUGGCUGAACAAACUGCACUAUUUCAGGAGGAGUGGAGUCCAGCACCUCUUCCUCCAAGGCGUAGCACCCAACAGGGAAACACAGCAGGUAAAUGGGCGGAAACCUGAGCUCAUCCCCAGCGGGAAGCUGAGCAUGGUGCACACCACCAUGGAGGAGAACUUCCUGGAGGGCACCUUGCAUUUCCUGAGCGAGUUCGUCUCCCGCCAGCACUGUCCCCCCAAAGAAAUCAUCUCCCACCUGAUCAGACAGAUCCUGUUGAACCCCCACCAAGGGGAGAUCCUGAAGGACACCUACAUGCUGCUGAUGAAGAUCCAAAUGCUCCAUCCAGCCAACGCCGCCACGGUGGGAUGGGACUGGACACUGCUGAAAUACAUCAUGGAGGACCAGGAGAAGCCCCCCGGCCGGCUCCUCUUCCUGCAGUAUGUGGUGCAGACCCUGGAGGACGACUUCCAGCAGAACCUGAGGUUGCGCCUGCUGCAGAAGUCAAUUGCCAAGAAAGUGCUUUCAUGUGACACGUGCUUCAACAAUGUCAAGGAGGUGGUCGAAUGGUUGGUUGCAGCAGUUACAGGAGUCAGGUUCUCCCAGCCCCAGGAGCAGCCGCAAGAGAUUACAUCCUCUUCAGCAGAAGCAAGGGCUGAACGCAGCUCAUCUGCACCAUGGGUGGCCAGCACUGACCAGGCAGAGGUGGCUCCACCAGCUUUCUUUGCCCAAAAGGUGAUUCUCCUGCUCCAGCGGAUGUUGUCCAUCGCGGUGGAAGUGGACAAAUCUCCCAACUGCAGCUCCUGUAAGAUCGCAGAUGUGAUAUUCCCAUUUAUACUGAAUAUUCCCCUGAGGAGCCAAAGGGAAGCUUUCUUAAACACCAUGGAGAGCCAGCUCCUGCGCUGCAAACUGCUAGAGCUGUUGUUCCAGCAUAGUUGUGAUGUGCCCACGACCUUGCCCUUGUCUCUGGCCAAGAUCCUGUACUUCCUGAGCCACUCCUCUGUGCUGCUGCAAUACCAGGAUGAAACAGCAACAUGGCAAAGAUGGGAUGAGAUGGUUCAGUACUUGAGUUUGCUGCUGAUGAGUUACCAAAAUGUAAUACUGGAGCACUUGCGGAGCUCACUCAAUGACCGUAUGGACUUGAUCAUUCAGAAAGCCAAGCCCAAGCUCCAGGAUGGAGAUGACAUCAGCCAUCUGGACAUUCAGCUGAAGAUAGAGGACUUCAUCAGCCGAAUGCAGCAGGUCCUGGGGCAGCCUUUUCCCCUGCAGAUCAUGAAGAAAUUGUGCAUGCUUCGGGAGUUGUUCCUCAUUGUCACUGCUACCUGA
Messenger RNA from Fulmarus glacialis (Northern fulmar), 1974 nucleotides. It is a transcript of the gene SIMC1, whose product is annotated as SUMO-interacting motifs containing 1. The transcript has 9 exons. The annotation marks the transcript as partial. The record is from RefSeq and is a predicted model, not a curated record. NCBI's taxonomy places the organism in Eukaryota, Metazoa, Chordata, Aves, Procellariiformes, Procellariidae.